AUGAACAGGGAAAGGUACUUAACUGAGAUUGGGCAAUCGACGGGCAGCGAGCCAAACGACGGGGCUGGCUGCGGGCUUCCUCCGGGAAGGCUACGGAUGGGCGUGGGUGAGGGGGAGGGGAUGGGAACAACUAAGAACCCCCGUGGGUGAGGGGGGAUGGGAACGACUAAAUGUCACGACUGAGAAUGAGCUACUGGCGUAAACAACUUAUAUAAGGUAGGUUAUGCAAAUGCCCUCAUUAGCAUUUGCCAAGCUGUCCCUGGGGCCCCCUAUUCUGAUAACAAAUACAACAACUCAGCUCGUUAUUAAUAUCAUUUAUUUCAUAAAUCCAAUUAACAAGCUCGCUUCGAUCGUAACUGGCAAAUCUGAUAAUUGACUUGGCGGUUUGUGGUACCACUGAAGAGGAAGUUCGGUCGAAGCCAUGACCGUGGGUCGAGAGUUUGCGUUUAGUCAUGGCCACGUUCACAAAUUAGGUAUCGACGACUUGGUGACGUAUUUACAUUUAAUUUAAUUAACCUAGCUGUUCUCGAGUGCCGAGAACAACACCUCUCCAGGGCACCACUCCAGCAACGCUGGAGAGAGGGAUUCGAGGCACUCGAACCCUCCUCCAAAACGGUUCGAAUUAGGCCAGCACGGCAGCUAUUGAUGUUAGCACGGGCGAUGGAGUCCGAAUGUAAAGAAGGUACGCGUUGCUCGACCAACGACCCAAUGUCUUAAUUAAGUGAUCCGGGAUGCCCGUAGACGCUGCUGCUGUCGCCGCGCCAAUCCUAAAAGUGUGACUAGAGUAAGGUACCACGUAUUCUCAAGUUGGAUAAAAUCGCACGGAGCCAACAGUUGACCACCACCGGUGUUAGCGGAGAACCAUCGGUAACACGAACAGUGACCCGGGAGCGUUGCCUCGAACCUGAAGGUAACGGCGAACCGCAGAUACGGCGCAGAUGCGCUUUCCCGACGCACCGAUGGAGAGAGACACGCCUCGGCGGAACGGGUCCGGUUUUGACGUCUUGAUGAAGAGGUGCAUGACGUAUCAAAGGACACGCCUGAAAUCGACAGGACCUGUAGUCGUGACCAACUUGCCCCCCAGAGAUGCGCAGCUACAACGAUAGGCAGAAGCUCCAUAAACGCGAUGGAUUGUGGGGAAGACAGAAACGACCAGGAACCGAAACACCAAUGGGAACGCCACAUUGCUCCAAAACCGAUGGACCCUGCUGCGUCAGACGCGCCGAACAAGUCGGUAAGCUGGGAUACGCCAGGCGACAAGAAGAAGCUGAUGCCAUUCCAAUCACGAAAGAAAGCGAGCCACCAGUGGACAUCCCGACGAAAAUCGACGUUAAGGCGAAUUGGGUGCGAGCGAUUGCGAAAAUGAGCCAGAAGAUCAAUCAUACGGCGCAAAAACGUUUGUCCAGGACGGACAACUUUGCACGCGUGGUGGAGGUGGCCAGUCAAGGACUCUAAUUCCUGACGGUGACAAGUACGCUUGUUGGACCAAGACUGGAGGAGUGACAUGGAACGGUUGAAUUUUUCGGCUGGCAACCUAGCAAUGUGAGUGACCGAGUCAAGCACAAUACCCAAGAACACUAAGCAGGUUGCGGGGCCCUCGAAUUCUCAUGGUUAAGAGGGAGACCCAAGUGGUUGAAGACGGUAACGAAGAGUCGAUGUGGGCUUGGCACACGUGGGAGACGACGGGGGACCCAAAGUUAAAAAAUCAUGGAGGUAGUGGAACAACGGGUGAACGUGGUAGUUGUUGAAAGAAUCCAAUGAACAACGGACGCCACCGCAUCAAAAAGGAAUUGAGGAGACCUGAGGCCAAAAGGUAGCACCAAGUCCACAUAGAAAGAGUCUCGCCAGUACAUGCCUAACAGAU
Paramuricea clavata is the source of this 1864-nucleotide messenger RNA. The record is from the annotation of a GenBank genome assembly. NCBI's taxonomy places the organism in Eukaryota, Metazoa, Cnidaria, Anthozoa, Malacalcyonacea, Plexauridae.